Messenger RNA from Chilo suppressalis (striped riceborer), 1179 nucleotides. NCBI's taxonomy places the organism in Eukaryota, Metazoa, Arthropoda, Insecta, Lepidoptera, Crambidae. The record is from the annotation of a GenBank genome assembly.
AUGGUAUGGUACACCGGUUUUCAAGGUGUAGCCUACUCAGAGGUCCCGGGUUUAAAUCCAGUGUCGUGGUCUCGGAACAAAGAGUUGCGGUUUUGUGGAAUUCAAGUACUUAAUUUAUUUAUAUUUAACAAAAUGGGCAAAGACGAUAAAGAAGACUCUGGAUUCGGUUUCAAAGACAAGGCAAAGGCAGAGGAUACCCUCAGGCUGUUGGAGGAGCACCCCAUGAACUACAGACGGCUGACAGUGAGGGGACUGCUGGGAAGAGCCAAGCGUGUGCUUUCGAUGACAAAAGCAGAAGACAAAAUCAAGAACAUAAAAGAGGCCAUGGAGGUGUUCGAGAAGUGGCUGCAGGACUUGGACAAGGACAAAGAACAGAAGACUGAGCAGAAGGAGAAGACUAGCAAGAAGAGAGAGUCGGAAGAGAAGAAUGGAGGCGAAGAGGACUCUUCAUCAGACGUCGAAAUGGAGGAAGAGAAGCCCAAAAAGAAAGAGCUUCCUGCUGACACUGUCCCAGGUCUAGGGUUCAAGGACAAGGAGGCUGCAGACGGGACCUUAAAGGAACUGGAAGGGAGGGACCCUGAUUACCAGAAGCUGGCUGUUAAGGGACUGAUUGGACGGGCUAAGAGAGUGCUCACGUGCACUCGUGAUGAAACCAAGCUGUCCAACAUAAAGGAGGCGAUCAGCAUCUUCGACAAGUUUCUGGACGACUUUGACACGAAUCACAUGAGUAAACAGAACAAUCCGUACAUUUCUUUGGGGCACGUUCGCACCGCUGAGAAGAUGGCGGAGCAGAUUACUGAUCAGCAGAAAUCUUUCAUAGCCGCGUACAGCUCAGUGAACGGCGAGUACAAGCGCUUGCGCACCGUUCCCGAGAAUGACGGCGGCAAAACAUGGGAUAUUGUGAGAAACGCCGCGCUCAAGGAUUUGAAAGAGGAGCACGCAGACGUAAAACUAUUCGACGAAAAAGAACAGCCAACAAAAGAACACGUAGAAAUGAUGUUGUGGGCGUAUUCACCGGAGCCCGCGCGCGUGAAGAAAUACGUGCCAGAGACUAAGGAGGAGAAGAGUGACAGUGACAGCAAAAGUGGCGGGAAAGAUGAAGAGAAGCAGGACAGAAAGAGACGGAGCAGUGGGAGGGAGAGAGACGACGAGUCGCCGAGUAAAAAGAAGAAAGAAUGA